This is a messenger RNA of Rhododendron vialii, 1309 nucleotides long. RefSeq names its product receptor kinase-like protein Xa21. The record is from RefSeq and is a predicted model, not a curated record. Gene Ontology annotation, biological process: protein phosphorylation. The transcript has 2 exons. Lineage: Eukaryota; Viridiplantae; Streptophyta; Magnoliopsida; Ericales; Ericaceae. Gene Ontology annotation, molecular function: protein kinase activity; ATP binding. Bases 1 to 936 code for a protein of 311 amino acids.
AUGGUUGUUGCUGUGAAAGUUUUUAAACUAGUUGAUGACCCUAGAGCAUCAAAGAGCUUCAAAUCCGAGUGCGAGGCAUUGAGGAACAUUAGGCACCGAAAUCUAGUGAAGAUACUCACAGCUUGUUCUAGUAUUGAUCACCAAGGAAACGAAUUCAAGGCUCUGGUUUACGAGUUCAUGGAAAAUGGUAAUUUAGAGGAGUGGUUGCAUCUAAAAGGUAGGGAAAGGAAAUUGUGUUUUCUUCAAAGACUAAACAUCGCCAUCGAUGUUGCUUGUGCGGUGGAUUAUCUUCAUCACGAUUGCGAAACACCAAUAAUUCACUGUGAUCUCAAGCCAAGCAAUGUUCUUCUCGAUGCUGAUAUGACUGCCCAUGUUGGGGACUUUGGGUUAUCAAGAUUCGUUCUGCAACAAAGAAGCGACUCUUCCAACAGUCAAACACUCUCAGUAGGGGUCAGAGGAUCUGUUGGCUAUGCUGCUCCAGAGUAUGGAAUGGGAAGUCGCAUGUCAACACAAGGUGAUGUUUACAGCUAUGGCAUUCUCUUGUUGGAGAUGUUCACGGGAAGAAGACCCACUGAUGAGAUGUUUAAGGACAAUCUAAGCCUUCAUAGCUUUGCUGAAAUGGCUUUGCCAGAAAGAGUGGAGGAAAUCGCAGAUCCAAUACUUCUUGAACAUGAAAGGGAGGAGAAGGAGUCGGCGGUGGUGGAGGCAAGCAAAAACGCAAUGGAUCAAUGUAAUGACAACAAUGUUAGCAGAAAGACAAUCGAAGAGUGCUUGGUUUCGGUGUUCAGAAUUGGGGUUGCCUGUUCAGUGGAAUUACCAAGGGAGAGAUUGGAUAUGGGUGAUGUUGUAGCAAAGUUGCAAUGGAUCAAGAACAGUCUGAUUGGAGGCAGAGAGGUGCAUUCACAUAUGCACCACGAGUCAGCUAAGGAAAACUAACACUCAGCAGCCUAUGAAGCCAAGACACCUCGGUGGAGGUAACGUAUUGGUGUAAGAUACGUUUGUGUCUGAAUUCAAGUCGGAAGCGUCCUAUUCGAUUUCAACGAUUUUCGUUUGGAGGCCCGGACGCUUCCUAACGUACUCGAUCGGAAUACGCUAGGAUGGUCUCGAGAUGCUGUGAACAAUUGCGAUAUACACUUUUUGCUGGAAUGGCUUUGUAAAUAAAUAAAUAAUGAGUGACAUAUAUGAAAUGAUGUAAUCCGUAUAUAUUCAUGAUUUUGUACUAAACUAGCUAGAGUCUUGGUUUUAUUUUAUUUCUUUUAUUUAGACAUUCAGUGCACAAUUAAAAUCCAUACAAAUAUUUUUCUAAACA